CAGAUUUUUCUGGAAUCUUCAACAUUAUGAAGAGCACUCUCAAAAUCGUUCUGUUUUUGCUAAGAAUGUGUGGAGUGUUCUAUGCUGAAACAGAUGACGUGAAGUCAGUGUCAGUGAUGGAGGGAGAUUCUGUCACUCUAAACCCUGAUCUUACUCAAAUGCAGGGAAUUGUCCUGCUACUGUGGAGGUUUGGAGAUAAAGGUUCCACCAUUGCUCAAAUUGAUGGAAAUGAAAUCUCAUAUGAAGAUGAUGCGAUAUUAAGAGGCAGACUGCAGCUGGAUCAGACUGGAUCGCUCACCAUCAAGAACACCAGGACCAAUCACUCUGGACUUUAUAAAGCAGAAAUCAGCCACAGCAUUGCAACCUCAUAUAUUAAGUUCAGAGUUAGUGUCUAUGAGUCUCUAUCUGUUAUUGAUGCUGGUGAGGCUGAAAUGAAGCUCAUGUCAGUGACGGAGGGAGAUCCUGUCGCUCUUCAUGUUCCUCAACUAUACGGAGAUGAGCUGAUAGUGUGGAGGUUUGGAGAGGAAGGAAAACUCCUAGCUAAACAUGAUAUAGAGGCCAAGAGCUCACCAUUAUAUGAUGAAACUGAUGAGAGAUUCAGAGACAGAUUCAAACUGGAUCAUCAGAGUGGAUCUCUGAUCAUCACAAACACCAGAACCACAGACUCUGGACUUUAUACAGUGAAGAUCAGCAGCAACAAACAGACUUUAUACAAGAGAUUCACUGUUACUGUCAGUGUUCCAGGUCUGUCUCCAGCUGCUGUAGCAGGGAUUGUUGUUGUUCUGCUGCUAAUAGCUACAGCGGCAGCAGCUGCUGGUGUUUUAUUUUAUUGGUGCAGGACCUCUGAGUUAAAAAAUCAAAAGACAAAGAUCUCUGAACGACAAAAUGAAACAUUGGAGAUCUCUGAAAAGCUGAAGCAAAUGUCCGAGAUCUCUGAACAGCUAAAGCAAAUGACUGAGGACUGUGAAAAAGAAUUACCUGAGAUAUCUGAACACCAUCAAACAUUGAAGAUCUCUGAACGACUAAAGCAAAUAUCUGAGAUCUCUGAACAACUGAAGCAAAUGUCGGAGGACUGUGAAAAAGAAUUGCGCAAGAUCUCUGAACGACUAAAGCAAAUGUGUAAGUAUUGCAGCUGA
This is a messenger RNA of Sinocyclocheilus grahami, 1136 nucleotides long. RefSeq lists its product as uncharacterized. Lineage: Eukaryota; Metazoa; Chordata; Actinopteri; Cypriniformes; Cyprinidae. The record is from RefSeq and is a predicted model, not a curated record. The transcript has 13 exons. The coding region runs from base 27 to 1136 and encodes 369 amino acids.